This is a messenger RNA of Orbicella faveolata, 3483 nucleotides long. Its product is annotated as BLOC-3 complex member HPS1-like. Lineage: Eukaryota; Metazoa; Cnidaria; Anthozoa; Scleractinia; Merulinidae. Gene Ontology annotation, molecular function: guanyl-nucleotide exchange factor activity. The record is from RefSeq and is a predicted model, not a curated record. Gene Ontology annotation, cellular component: BLOC-3 complex. Gene Ontology annotation, biological process: vesicle-mediated transport.
UUGCUUUAUUGUGAGCUUAGUUUUUUCAUUGUAAAACUGUAACGCGGAUACUAAGACAACUCUUUUAUUAUUCUUCGCGCAAAUUUCCGCGAAAUACCGCGAAAUUUUUUUUUUCCCGAGACCAGCAAGGUCACAUGUUUGAGAUCACAUGACUUUCUUGAUCCCAGUACGCAAUCAGAUGCACACGGUCAAUAUGGCGGUUCUGGUUUUAGUGGACGACGAUGUCAUCGAUAUUUUGCUCGUGCGCAGGACAUGGCACCACUUUCAAUUACAUUUAUUGUAACUUGUUAAAAGUGAGGACGGUUGGUAACUUCAGGAACAGCUCAGUUUGACUUUUUUUCUGUUCUGUGGUGUUUGGUGGCGAGUUCUUUGGUGGUGAGGUGACCGGAUUCCAUUUAAGCACUUGAUCGCUAGAUCACUAUCACCGCCAUUUGGUGAGGCCAUCCUGGCCAAAACAAGCCAUGCACCCUGGAAAAGGUCGAAAGACUAGAAAAAGUAGAAAGGAUCGGGGGGAUUAUAGAUGCAAACAUGUCGGUAUGGACAGAUGCCAUUGAUGUCAGAGAUUUCAGCCAACUUAUGAUGAAGAUACAAAAUUUUUGCUUGACUUUCCAUAAAGCAAGUGCUAAAAUAUUGACUUAUUGAGAACUGCAACCACAGCUGCUAUUAUUCUGGGAAGCUGAAAUAACAACAAUGAAGUGUAUUCUAAUCAUAAGCUCACUCCCUGACAUUAUUUUCAUCCAUGCUGAUAAAGCAUUUAUCAAACACAUCAACAAGAUUUCACUCAAGGCCGGCUUUAUUGGUGAAGACCACAAUGAAGAUCAGAUGGAUAUGACUGCUCUAUCUCAAAUCUUUUCUCCAAUGAUCACAUCACUAACAUACAUGAAUGAUUUGGGAAACCCCUAUUCAUCAAUUCUGUGUGAAGAUGGUACUUUGUUUGUGUUCAGUCAGUUUGAUGACCUGGUUUUCACAGCUGUAAAUGGUGAUGGUGAAGAGUCGGAAGAGUUCCUCAAAAGGAAACUAUCUGUUGUGUACAGGCUUUCCACACUACAUUAUGGGGCCUCCCUUGAGCUACUCAAGCCAGAAAUUUUGUCUGCACAGAAAAAGGCAUGGAAAACAUUAGGUGGAUUGAUUGACACUUGGGGAUUUCUAGCAUCACAGCAACAAAGCUUCUUAGUUGAGGCCGUUGAGCGUAUUCAUGUCAAUCUGAGUCUUAGUGAAAUGAGCAUUAGAUUGCUGGAGACCGCACUAGGAAUGGCCAAGAACAGUGGUGAACAGAAUGCAGUUCAUGCAUUGUUACUGGUUAACACAAAGCUUCUUGCUCUAUUUUCCAGUCGUAAUGCAUCAGAACUGAAGGCUGCAGACAUUCUCUUGAUCACAGUACUGCUACACAACAUCUUCCCACACUCAAAACAAGCCAUACCUCUAACACUCAACAGAACCCCUCCUCCCCUGGCACACAAGGUGAUCCACAAAGGAGGACCCUCAGUGUCGCACAAGAUUGUUGAUGGUUCUGUAACACCAUUGGGUUCUUCUACAGGGGAACAGAGCUCAAGAACACCUGUGCAUUCAAGUCCUGUUGACAUUAAAAAAUCACAGAAUUCCCACGCUGAAGAAGCUGGUUAUUCUGGCUCAGUUGAAGAUGAAUUCUUUUAUUCUCCACGAUCUUCACCCACACCAAGUGAUAGUAUUGAAUCUGCAGCUCAGGAGCUUCCAAAGACUCCUGUUACACCAAAAGAGUAUUUUUCCACACCAAGGGCAGACACACCUGAGUAUUUCAAGAAAAAGUUGGAAGAUGAAGAAGUAGAUGAAACUGAUGAAGAUGAACUGGAAGCAACUGGUCAUUCACAAAGUACUGAUCAGAGGCAUGAGUAUUAUCGUCAACCUGUCUUCCUAAGUGCUGACAAGUGUCCAUAUUUACCUCACGUUCUUCACUUUGUGCGUCUUGCUACAGGGACAGUUUUGGUUCUUGUAUGUGAGGCAAAACAGUGCAAUGUGGCUCAGUUUAUUUUCCAAGCAUUACAGUCCUUGGCUUCUAUCAAACCCACUGCCGAGCAGGGUCAGCGGACAGUACAGCAGGUUCAGGCUCUCAUGGAGAGACUGGAAAACGCUGUCAAGAAAGUUCUUGAUUCGAUGAGGACCACGGUGGGGGUUGCUGUUGAGAAUCAAGUUCGAACCCUGCGCCAUCGCUGGGAGUUAGUCAAAAGAGGUGACUUAGUAAGCUUUCUGGCCUCUCCAGUCGGCGCUGAGAUGUCUCCUCAGCUGGAAUCAUCCGUGUCAGAAAUGACACGGAGCUUGAAGUCUCUCUUCAGUGUUUUGUUCUGUACGAGCCGAGGGGAGCCGUCCAUCAGUCAACAACUUCUGACAACCAUUUCGCAAAUCAAAGAGAUGCUUCAAACUCGGUUGACAGAUUACGAAGAUUACUUGCUGGUCAAAGGACAGAGGAAUGUAACAAUGACCGCCUAUCUUGAGGACUUUCCAGGGUUGGUUCAUUUUAUUUACGUGGAUCGUAGCAGUGACCAAGUGACCGCGCCUUCCAUAAACACAACGCGUAGUAAGAUCCGGGACUCACGUGACCCGUGCUAUGUUAUUAAACAGAAAAUAUGGGAUAUGUGGGCGUAUAUUCAUUCAUAUUUACUGCUCGGUCACACUUUUAUAGCUGUCCGUGACGGAGAUUUUCUGUUCACGUAUUGUCUGUGGUUUGAAGACACAUCCGGGAACCCGGUUCAACUGCAAAACCCGUUGCCAGUCCUUCUUGGUUCUCCACCCCCUGGAAUUAUGUCGAGCUCAUUUUACAAGGACUUAACGAAGCGAUGCUUCCCGGCCUCCCCUGCGAAUACCAUCCGUUGUUAUGAACUGAUGUGUGUUCAUGUUGGCUUGGUCCCAGUCCAGUUCGCCGUCAAACACAUUCGGCGGCUGGCCUCCAAACUUUUCGAGACGUCACUGGGAGCACACUAUCCAAUCAGCUUGAUACAGUGAGGUCAAACUGGUAAGGCCCGCCAAAAAAUGAACCAACUUUGUCUUUUAUCUCUGAGUAAACCAAGGCCUGCAGUCAGGGGCUGGAGAUUGGAAAAAGAAGUGAGGAUUUCAGAAUUAAGAUAAAAGAGUAUGAAUCCAAGAAGUGGAAAUAAAUCGAAUUGUGUCGUCCUGCAAUAAGAGCUGGGCACUAGGAAACGUUAAUUAGAUUACUUUUAUAUAUUAUCGAGUGUGAGCAAGAGAAGUGGAAAGAAAAUGAAUUUUCAAGGUGUUCCGGAAUUCGAAACGAGGAGCCCGAGAGUAUUAUAUUUUUUAUAACAAAUGAUUUUAUAUAGAAAUUUACACCGCAAGAAAGAGGAUGUAUUUGCCUUGUGAUAAGAGAAAAAUCAAACUUUUAAAAUAAUAUGCAAAGGUAGGGAAGAGAAAAAAAAAAUGUUUAUGAAAGCGUAUGACUGAAACGUUGUAUUAAUCGAAGAGGAAAGGAAGGCUAUAGUACAUGCAUGCUGGAGA